Molecule: messenger RNA, 3141 nt
Organism: Prorocentrum cordatum
Lineage: Eukaryota; Dinophyceae; Prorocentrales; Prorocentraceae
Source: the annotation of a GenBank genome assembly
AUGGCGCUGCCGGCGGAUGACGUCGUGCAGCUCCCUCCCGGACAGCCUGGCCGCAUCGCAGGCCCCGAGGAGGGCGCGGCGGAACCCGCGGCGGCCGCCUCGGUGAGCCCGCCUCCGGGCGCGGGCGGGCAGCGCGGCGGGCAGCGCGGCGGGCAGCCCGAGGGGGGCGUCUGCGACGAGGCCGAGCUGCGGAGGCUGGCGCUCGAGGAGGCGAAGGGUGUGCUCCCGAACGAGAUCAGGAUGAUACUCUCGACCUCAGAGCAGACCAUGCUGGAAGUCAUGGAGAUGUGCCAGGAUGCGCCAGGCGAGCAGCUGGAAGAGCGGCUCGCCAACAGUCUCGUGGACUUGUUAUGGGCGCCUCUAGCUGGUUGUGUUCCACAACUUCCGGGGCUUGCAGAGGCGGACGUCCGCAUGAAGGUGGCGCUGUUCUGGCGCUGCGCGGCAGCGCUCUGCGCGAUGCCGUUGGCGCAGCUCGCGGCGAUGACGCGGCGGAAGAGGCCGUUCCUCAGAGACCUGGACCCGCACGUGCCGCCGGCGAGUUCCGCGCCCGCGCGGGAACGCCUGGCACAUGUGCGCCUGAAUCUUCCCAUCUUCGCCAUGGUUGCGAAGAUGCCCUCCGAGCUGGGCAAGGCAGCAGAGGAGCAGCCGAAGGCCGACACGCUGGCGGGAGCGAGCGCGGCUCCUGCUACGACGUCCACCGAGGACGGCGUGCUGUUGGAGGAGCUGCCCCGGGAGCGGCCGGCGCCGCGGGCCGCGCCCGCCGACGCCGCGGCGGACAAGUCCAAGACGGCCGCGAGGCACACGUACGACGUCGGGUACAAGAAAUGGGAUAAAUUCGAUGUGGACGAGGCGCUGCGCGAGGCGGACGACCCCCCGUCGGACGCCCCGCGGGUGCAGGUGCGCUUCCCUGGCGAGGCGGGCGCUGACGCCGCGCCCCCGCGCACGUCGGACGACCCAGUGGAGAUGCUCGAGGGCGCCAUGCAGGCGGACGAGCUGAAGAUCUACAAGUCAAAGGCCCAGUCGAAGCUCCAGAAGUUCGCCAACCUCCUCGUCGCGGUCCGUGACGCAGGGAAGGAGGAUCCAGCCCUGGAGUUCGACAUAGGGGUGCUCAAGUACAUGAUGAGUGCCUGCAAGGGCUCAGAGAAGCAGUUGCAUGAGUUGAAGGCCCAGCUCAUCAGCGCAAAAGAGAGGCUCGGCAAUAUACGAGCUAAGGUCGAGGAGCUGCUAGACGAGGAGGCGACGCUCUGCCUGAUGGUGCAGAAGCUACAGAACUCCAUCCAGCAGCUACGAGAAGCGGAGGCUACAGAGCCCGACGGCCCGCGCGCCGCCUGGCACAGUGGCCUGCGGACUGAAGGGCAAGAGGGCCGAACGGCGGCGGCCAUCACUGCGAUGACGGAGCAGAUGAGAGCCGUGCAGGCCCAGCAGCAAGCCAUCCAGGAGCACCUCUCGAGGAUGCAGACGGGCCAGAACUUCCACGCCUUCGCCCUGGCCAGGGUAUUGGGAGUCGGCAUCGGUGCAGCAGCAGGUGAUGUGCUCAUGGAUGCGCAGACGAUUCAGAAGGCACAGCGGGCGGUGAUCUCGGGACUCUCGAUCCCCAGUGCGAGCCCCCCUGAUCUUCAGGGGUUGGCGCCAGAGCGCACGCAGAGGGACGUCGCCUCCACGGCGCCAGGUUAUGGCGCAGCCCCCCCUGGUGCAGCGCCAGCCACGGGGCCGAGGGCGCCUACGCAGCGCAGAGCGAGCUCGCUAGAGCCUCCCGUGGCAAAGACCCCGCCGCCGAAGAGACAGUCGGCAUCGCCGAAGCCAGCCAGGGCCCCCUGCAUGGGCGUCUCAGCCGAGACCAGGGCCCAGGCCGAGGAGAAGGCAGUUCCAGACACACCGAGGGUGAAAGGCGUGUCCAGGGUGACAGCAGAGCUGCAAAGGAACGAGCCCAAGGAGGAGGUCUUGCCGAUAGAUCCAGAGCUACUGAUCGCGACGCAGCCAAUGGUGAUGGAGGAAAUGAUACCAGGGCCAGUGCACAUCUUGCAGCACAUCCAGGGGGCCUCCAUCGACCUGAUCAGUCAGACGCAGCGCUCCCCCACACCACCGCCGGCGCAGAGGAACAUCUUUUCUUGCCUCGUCCUCGCGAAUUACAGCAUGCUGCGCAUGAGGUGCGAGGACACGAGGCACCUGGUGGUUGGCUGUUGCGCCCCACUCUUUAGGAAGGUCAUCCUGGUUGCCCAUGCGCUGCACAGCGGAGACGAGUAUACCUCGCAGCAGAGGAAAGAGUGGUGGCGGGACCUCAUAGGGAUCUGCCAUACAUGGAAAGUGCAGUUGGCCUUCCUGGACGCGAAUGCCAGGCUUGGCAGCAUUGUGUCUGAGGCAGUGGGAAGCGAAGGAUUCAGGCAAGACGAGGACGAAUCGGGCGGGCUGUUUCACGACAUGCUCUUGGAGACGGGCUUGGUCGCGGCCAACACGUUAGUCCCCUCUCUCAGCCAGGAUCAUUAUCCUGUCUUCAUGCGCUUCGAGUCCCAGGGCUCCACCAAAGCAGCGCAACAACAGAGCGGCUACGACGCUAGGGGCACCCAGGGCCCUGACAAGGCAGCAGCCUUCAGGAUGCACCUGGCAGCGUUUCCCACGGUGCCUCACCAGGCUUUCGCUGAGUGGGAUAAACAGAUCCUGGCGGCAAGCGAGCUAGCCGCACACAUGCUUGAGUUUCUGGUCAAGUCGAAGCCGGCCCUGAGAAGGGCCUUGAAGCUCUCGCGCAACAAGCUGCUAGACGACCUCGCGCAGCAGUUGUGCAACGCUAGGAGUACACUUCUAAAGGCAACGAUGAACAUGCUGUCGGUGGUCCAGCAGGGAGCUCUCCCUCAGCGCGGCACUGACAUUGCAUCCUUGCGUCUUCGGUCGGCCAUGAUGGCUGCCGAGGCUAGGGAGCGCACAUACCUGUCGUUGUACACCGAUCUAAAGGCGGCGUUCUAUUCGGUCAUCCGAGGGCUCGUUGCCAGAAUGGCCCAGAACAGUGAGGACAUCCAGAACACGCUGGCGGGCUUAGAGAUACCUAGUUGUCUGGAGCCUCUGUGCCAUGCCCUAGUCGCCAAGCCUGGAGCCCUGGACGGACUGGGAAGUAAGCACCUUCUGGAAGCAGUGGUUGACGUGAUGUAA